AUGUCAGAACACGAGAGGAAGGUGCAAGAAAUUGCAUCUGACAUCAAGUCAUUUUACCAUCGCAAAGAGCCUUACCGCAUUUUCCAUGGUUCCACCAACAGCACCCGACCCGCACCCAGAGAUCGAGUCAUUGAUAUCAGUGCUCUGAAUACCAUCUUGAGCAUCGACACCAAAACUCAAACGGUGAUUUUAGAACCAAAUGUCCCGAUGGACACGUUAGUCAGAGCAACCCUUGAACAUGGGCUGAUUCCUCCAGUGGUCAUGGAGUUUCCCGGCAUCACCGUUGGAGGAGGCUUUGCGGGGUCUGCUGGAGAGAGUAGUUCGUUCAAGUUUGGCUACUUCGACCAAUCUAUUAUCUCAAUCGAGAUGGUGCUAGCAAAUGGGGAAAUUGUGACAGCUUCCAAAACUGAACGUCCCGACUUGUUCAAAUGUGCGGCAGGAUCACUCGGUACACUUGGAACAGUGACACAACUUGAAGUUCAACUGAUCAAGGCGAAAAAUUAUGUGAAGACCACAUAUAAUAGAUGUCACAACGUACGAGACACGAUCGAGUCCGUCCAGAGGGAAAUCGAUAAUCCUGAACAUGACUAUGUUGACGGCAUCAUACUCUCCAGUACUCACGGCGUGGUAAUUACUGGCCAGCUGACAGACAAGACCCCAAAGGAUGCCGUCGUCUGCAAAUUCAGUCGGCCAUGGGAUCCCUGGUACUAUCUACAUGUGAAAGAGCGAACGAUUUCUGAAGGUCUUUCCAUCAAGUUGGAAUACGUACCCAUCAGUGAUUAUCUCUUUCGCUACGACCGUGGAGGAUUCUGGGUCGGCGCCGCGGCGUUCAAGUAUUUUGGAUUUGUCCCAUUCAAUCGGUUGACUCGUUGGUUAUUGGAUGACUUUAUGCACACUCGAAUGCUAUACCGCGCGCUUCACGGCGGUAAAAUGUACACCCAACAGAUAACCCAAGAUCUAUCGCUUCCAUAUUCGACCGCCGAGAAGUUCAUUGAAUAUACCGCCGAGGAGUUUGGGAUAUGGCCAUUAUGGUUGUGCCCUCUAGGUGCUGUGAACCCGCCCACCUUUCACCCAACAACCACGCUACCUGGCCCAGACAAUUCUGCCAAGCCGAUGCUGAACAUUGGACUUUGGGGUGCAGCUUCAACAGAUAUCAAGACAUUCGUUGCCCAAAAUCGAAGAUCGGAGAGCAAACUCACGCAGCUGGGAGGCCGAAAGGUUCUAUAUUCCCAAACCUUUUAUACUGAGGAGGAAUUUUGGGAUCUCUACGACAAAGAUGCAUAUCAAGAUUUGAGGAAUGCUUAUUCAGCUACUACAUUACCUACUGUUUACGAUAAAGUCAAGACUGAUGUCGCGGGAUUGUUGGAGAAGAGGACGUCUUUGUUCGAAAGAAUAACGACUUCAUGGCCGCUAGCAGGCUUUAUUGGGAUAUUCCACGCCAUAAGAAGUGAAGAUUAUUUGCUUCACAGAGACUCAUUAUGGAUGCAUAUACGAAAGAAAUUUCGUCAAAGUUCUUCAGGAAGGUUCAGUGGACGUAGUUGA
This is a messenger RNA of Glarea lozoyensis ATCC 20868, 1542 nucleotides long. Its product is annotated as FAD-binding protein. The transcript has a single exon. Gene Ontology annotation, biological process: steroid metabolic process. Gene Ontology annotation, molecular function: FAD binding; Delta24(24-1) sterol reductase activity. The record is from RefSeq and is a predicted model, not a curated record. Bases 1 to 1542 code for a protein of 513 amino acids. Gene Ontology annotation, cellular component: membrane; cytoplasm. Lineage: Eukaryota; Fungi; Ascomycota; Leotiomycetes; Helotiales; Helotiaceae.